Molecule: messenger RNA, 2767 nt
Organism: Leucoraja erinaceus (little skate)
Lineage: Eukaryota; Metazoa; Chordata; Chondrichthyes; Rajiformes; Rajidae
Product: zinc finger protein 239-like
Exons: 4
Coding region: 522-1484 (320 amino acids)
Biological process (GO): regulation of transcription by RNA polymerase II
Molecular function (GO): DNA-binding transcription factor activity, RNA polymerase II-specific; RNA polymerase II cis-regulatory region sequence-specific DNA binding
Source: RefSeq, a predicted model, not a curated record
ACCCGACGUCAGCGCGUUCCGCUGACUCCGCUCUCCUGACCAAAGAUACUAGAAGCUCCUCUAUAAUCUUUGCUCCUGACGAGGGGUUGGGAAGAGCAGUUUGUUACUUCGAUUUAUUGAUAACACAUUCUCAGGUAGCUACAUCACUACUAUCGGAGUGGAUUUCAAGGUUCGGACGGUCGAUGUUAAUGGGGAGAAGGUGAAGCUGCAGAUCUGGGAAACCGCUGGGAAAGAACGAUUCCAUACAAUCAGGUCUACGGUUUAGGAGCCGUUGCUGUGGAAGGAGAGACGGGGAUGUGAGCGGCCAUUGAGGGCGGCCAGGGUGCCGGUAAGGCUGCCCCCUCAUCUGCUCGGUUUGUGGGCUGAGCUUUGAAGGGCUGAGCUUUGAGGGGCUGAGCUUUGAGGGGCUGAGCUUUGAGGGGCUGAGCUUUGAGGGGCUGAGCUUUGAGGGGCUGAGCUUUGAGGGGCUGAGCUUUGAGGGGCUGAACUUUGAGGGGCUGAACUUCGAGGGGCUGAGCUACAUGAUGGGGCACAACAAGGAAAAGCGUUAUGAGUGCGACGUGUGUGGCAAGGCUUGGCGGAGCCCGAGCGAGCUGGAGACCCACAGGCGGGUGCACACGGGAGAACGCCCCUUUGACUGCUCCGACUGCGGCAAGAGUUUCAAGUCGGUGCAACAUCUAAAUUCCCACCGGCGAGCACACACGGGAGAACGCCCCUUCAACUGCUCCAACUGCGGCAAAAGCUUUACCCAGUCAUGGGGACUGCAGGUGCACCGGCGGGUGCACAGCGGUGAGCGGCCCUUCACCUGCUCUACCUGCGGUAAAAGCUUUACCCAGUCAUCGGGGCUGCAGGUGCACCAGCGGAUGCACAGCGGUGAGCGGCCCUUCACCUGCUCCACCUGCGGGAAGAGCUUUACCCAGUUGUCGGGGCUGCAGGAGCACCGGCAGGUACACAGCAGUGAGCAGCCCUUCACCUGCUCCGACUGUGGCAAAGGCUUCAAGUCGUCCACGCGCCUGAAGGUGCACAGGCGCCUGCACAUCGUGGAGAGGCCCUACAUCUGCAGCAACUGUGGCAAGGGCUUCACCCACUCCAGCAACCUGCUGUACCACCAGCGCACCCACACUGGCGAGCGCCCCUACACCUGCGCCCAGUGCGGAAAGGGCUUCAUCCAGUCCUGCAACCUGCUGAAGCACCAGCGCAUCCACACGGGCGAGCGGCCCUACACCUGCGGUCAGUGCGGCAAGGCCUUCACCCAGUCCAGCAACCUGCUGCAGCACCAGCGGGUGCACGCUGGCGACCGUCCCAUCCCCAGCCCAGUAUGUGGAGACCGCUUUGCCACGGCCUCCCACACCCUGUCUCACCAGCGCGUGCACACCAGUGGCCAGCCCUACGACUGCCCGUACUGCUGUGAGGCAUUUGACAGCUUGCGGGGGUUGCGACAGCACCGGCGAGCACACGCUGGCGAGCAGCUGCUCCCACUGUGACAAGAGAGCAUGGGUGCUGCGGGAGCAUCAGCGGAUACACACCGGAGAGAGACCCUUUGUGUGCGCUGAGUGUGGCAAGGGUUUCACCCGCAUGUCCAGCCUUUGGCAGCACCGGCGUACCCACAGAUGUGAGCGUCCCUUCCCCUGCCCGUCCUGUGGUAAGGGCUUCACCCACCAUGACCACCUGCUGGAGCACCGGCGAGUCCACACCAGCCGCACGCCCCUUCACCUGCCCGCUCUGUGGCAAGGCCUUUGCCCGCUCCUCCAGCCUGCUGGCACACCGCCACAUGGAUAGGCGCUGUUUAGGUAGACCCAAAAUACUGGAAAGAAUGGGUAACGUUCUGGGCCGAGACCCUCUUCAGUCUUGACCCGAAACAUUACCCAUUCCUUUUCACCACAGAUGCUGCCUGACACGCUGAGUUAUGCCAGCACUCUGUGAAACGUCACCUAUCCAUGUUCUCCACAGAUGCUGCCUGACCCGCCGAGUUACUGCAGCACUCUAUGUUAGAGUCAUUGAAUGAAAGAGUGGAAACAGGCCCUUUGGCCCAAGUUGCCCACAGGAGAUUGUGUCUCUUUUUGUAAACCAGCAUAUGUUGUUCCUUGUAUCUGGUCCUCUGUUUCCCCCACUCUGCAUUGCGCUCGGUCCGCCAAGGCCUAGGACGGAUAUGGACCAAACACAAACACUCCUGGUUGCCAACCAUUUUAACUCCCCGUCCCACUCCCACACGGAUCUUUCUGACCUGGGCCUCCUCCAUUGCCAGAGUGAGGGGACACGUAAACUGCAGGAACAGCACGUCAUAGCUUACAGCCCAAUGACAUGAACAUUGAAUUCUCCAAAUUAAGGAGACUUUCUCACCCCCCCCCCCCCCCCCCCCAGUCCUGGAGUCUCUGACCCUAUCUUUUUUCCAGCUUUCUCCCCCGACUCCAUCAGUCCAAACAAGGGUCCAGACCUGACACGUCACCUACCCAUUCCCCUCCAAAGUGCCGGUAGAACUCAGCAAGUCAGCCAUCCGUGGUGGGAAACGGAUGGACAAGUGUUCCUUAUAUAAGCCCUCCUUGGCCCUGUUGAGGAGCAGACCAUCGACAGUAUCAGCAAAUUCUCAUUCAUACUGUACCCAAGUGAAAAUGUUAAAGUGAGCCAAGCUGCACACAUCCGACUGCUCACAGUACCAGCUGGCUGCCACUGGCCCAAAAACUUAAAGGCAUUUUAAAGUGUUUUUUUUCAAAAGAAAGUCUAGACACGUUUGUGCCUUAUUUAACAAAUAAAGCAAGUUUUUCCUGAC